UUAAGUUAAACCAUUUUAUUUGAGAGAAGUGAACACCCGAACCCUGCCAUUUCCGUGGACGAAGCGGCGGCCGCCUCCAGAUCCAGUGGAACCUGCGGAGAAAUGACACUGUUAGGAUCGAUGUCACAAGCCGGGACGCGAGAGCGGGGAGGCGAUCCGGAGUGUAGGGGCCUGGGUUUCACCCUCCCACACUGGGGCAGCGGGCGGUGAGCUUAGGCCUCUGUGGCUCUGGGCGCCGAAUCUCACCUCCGGCCACAGUCAAAGCCGAAGAUGAUUUUCAACGAACGCCCAUUUACCGGGCCAACAGCGAACGCAGCAUGAGACCGAGGAGGCGCAACCUACCUGGGCCGGGAAGCAGCACCACGCACUCACGAUCACUAGCAGGCCUGAAAGGCGCCGGUCAGAGCUUUUAUAGUCCCUUCCAGGCGGCGUAGGUUUCGGCUUCGGCGAGAGAAUGUGCGCAGGCGCAGGAAGAACGUGGCGGGGGCGGGACAACACGCAGCCAAUUACAGCCUGCGGGCGAGCUGCGCGGGCAGUCGAGAUAUCGCGGCGCUUUGGUGCACUAUAAGAACCCCCUUCCGCGCAGUCUCGCUCUUCUUCUUCUUCGGGAAAACACCAAAUGGCGGACGACGCCGGUGCAGCGGGAGGGCCCGGAGGACCCGGGGGCCCGGGACUAGGAGGCCGCGGCGGCUUCCGCGGAGGAUUCGGCAGCGGCCUUAGGGGCCGCGGUCGUGGUCGUGGCCGUGGCCGUGGCCGAGGCCGCGGGGCUCGUGGAGGUAAAGCUGAAGACAAGGAGUGGAUCCCCGUCACCAAGCUGGGCCGCCUGGUUAAGGACAUGAAGAUCAAGUCCCUGGAGGAGAUCUACCUGUUCUCCCUUCCCAUUAAGGAAUCCGAGAUCAUUGACUUUUUCCUGGGCGCAUCCCUAAAGGAUGAGGUUCUAAAGAUCAUGCCAGUGCAGAAGCAGACUCGGGCUGGCCAGCGGACCAGGUUCAAGGCUUUUGUCGCUAUUGGGGACUAUAAUGGUCAUGUUGGUCUUGGUGUUAAGUGCUCCAAGGAAGUAGCCACUGCCAUCCGAGGGGCCAUCAUCUUGGCCAAGCUGUCCAUUGUCCCUGUGCGGAGAGGCUACUGGGGGAACAAGAUUGGCAAGCCCCACACUGUGCCGUGCAAAGUGACAGGCCGCUGUGGCUCUGUGUUGGUGCGUCUCAUCCCUGCCCCCAGGGGCACUGGCAUCGUCUCUGCUCCUGUGCCUAAGAAGUUACUGAUGAUGGCCGGUAUUGAUGACUGCUACACGUCAGCCAGGGGCUGCACUGCCACCCUGGGCAACUUUGCCAAGGCCACCUUUGAUGCCAUCUCCAAGACCUACAGCUACCUGACCCCCGACCUCUGGAAAGAGACUGUAUUCACCAAAUCUCCGUAUCAGGAAUUCACUGACCAUCUUGUGAAAACCCACACCCGAGUGUCUGUUCAGAGGACCCAGGCUCCAGCUGUGGCCACCACAUAAGGGUUUUUAUACAAGAAAAAUAAAGUGAAUUAAAU
Molecule: messenger RNA, 1536 nt
Organism: Peromyscus eremicus (cactus mouse)
Lineage: Eukaryota; Metazoa; Chordata; Mammalia; Rodentia; Cricetidae
Gene: Rps2
Product: ribosomal protein S2
Exons: 7
Coding region: 620-1501 (293 amino acids)
Biological process (GO): translation
Cellular component (GO): cytosolic small ribosomal subunit; ribosome
Molecular function (GO): structural constituent of ribosome; RNA binding
Source: RefSeq, a predicted model, not a curated record